AAUCCUAUUUAGAAUCGCGAUUCGACAUCUGUUUUCAAAUUUGAUCAUCUAUGAACUUUAUUUUCCGAGUUUGGGGAAAAUUAUAUUCUAUCGAUCCCAGACACUGGCUGCCUGUACAUAUAUUUUCUGCUGCAGCUAGGAGCAGGAGUGCGGAGGAAAGGAGUUUAGCCUGACACUCUGCAGCGUACACACACACUUCCUAUCUCCUCCUCUCCUUCCAUCCUCCUCUUCGUCAUUACCUGGGACCUCUCCUUCCCUCCAUCAGUCUCUCCUUCUCUCCAUCAUUUCCUGGGACCUCUCUUUCCUUUCCUCUUUCUCUCAGUCUCUCCUCUCUAGCUUUACCUGGAAUCUCUCCUUCCUUUAUUUCUUCUUUCUAUCCAUUCUGUUCUGCAACUAUCCAUCAUUACCUGGAAUAUCUCUCUUUCUCUCGCUCCCCUGCCUUCUUCUGUCCAUUCUCGUCUCUUCGUCAUUACCUGGCAUCUCUCCUUCCUUAUUUCCAUUCUUCCUUCCUUCCUACAUACCUACUUACCUUCUUUCCUUCCUUCCUUCCUUCCUUCCUUCCUUCCUUCCUUCCUUCCUUCCUUCCUUCCUUCCUUCCUUCCUUCCAUCCAUCCAUCCAUCCAUCAGUCUUUCCUCCUCCUUAUCAAUACCUGGGAUCCCUCCUUCCAUCAUUACCUGGGGUCUCUUCUUUUCUAUCGCCCGUCUUCUAAGUUCUCCCUCUACUUUUCUUCCUUCUGUCCUUUCUAUACUCACUCUUUCCUCUUCUUUCCUUCCUUCUUUAUCUUUCUUUGGUCUCGCAUCUCUCAGCCCUUUCCUUGAAUCCCAGCUGAGUACUUCCCCUGCUCCCCUGGCUGAGGCUCCUGUCUUGGAGUGAGAGUUACUGAAGGACACUCCAUCUUAUGACCUCUCACUUUCUCUGAUUAGUUUGCUGGUUUGCGUUGUUUUACUGAAGUGUUUCCAGGAAAGGCGGCGAGUUCCCCUGCACAGGAUACUGGAUGCCCAGGAAAACACCCAGGCAUGGACUGUAGCUGCGUGUCUGACAUCCUGCUCACACCCUCUAUGCCGGCUCUCUGGACUCCAGGGUUUGCCUUCCCUGACUGGGCCUAUAAGCCAGAAUCCAGCCCGGGCUCCAGACAAAUUCAACUCUGGCACUUCAUUCUAGAGCUUCUUCAGAAAGAGGAAUAUCAUGAUGUCAUCGCCUGGCAGGGGGACUACGGAGAGUUUGUCAUCAAGGACCCAGAUGAGGUGGCACGUCUAUGGGGCAUACGGAAAUGCAAACCCCACAUGAACUAUGACAAGCUGAGUCGGGCACUGAGGUAUUACUACAACAAGAGGAUUCUGCACAAGACGAAGGGGAAACGCUUUACAUACAAGUUUAACUUCAGUAAGGUUGUGCUGGUCAACUACCCGCUACUGGAUAUGGCCAAUUCGUCGCUGCUGCUCGGACAGAGCCCCUUCCCUGGGGGCCUCUCACAUGACCCCUUCACCCCUGAGGCUCUGCAGUCUCUCUUUUCUCCGACCGAUCGCCCUACACUAUUAGAUCGCCCACUUUCUGCACCAGACACAGAAAAACUUCGCCUUGAAGCGGCUUUCCCUUUCCUGAACUCAGGUUCUGGUUACACUAAGCCUACAGCGUUAUUGCCCCCAUACAACCGAAACUCCCCGUUUCCCGAUUACCCAUGGGGAUUUAACCCAUACCUUUCCAGCACUUUCCCCUUAACCGGCUCCAAGCUGCCCACAUCCCUCUACCCACCACACUUCUACCCCAGCUCACUCACCCAACUUCCUCCUCCCAUCUCCCUGCUUCCAGGGGAGUCUAUAGACAGGUCUGCCACCCUCUUGCAAGGCAUACCCCAAAGGCUCUGCACCAGUUUAAAUUCCCACCCUCUGCCUGUGAGAGGAAGCGGAGAUCUAGGGGGAGUGGGGGCAUCUAGAAGAGACAGAGUAGACCAGCCUGAAGGGAAGCAGGAGCCAGAAUCCGACUCUGACCUGGAAAUAACGGAUGUAAGCGACUGCAGCUCGGAGGCGGAAGGGUGCGUUUACAGCCCGCCCUGCCCAGGAUCUUCGGUUGGACGAAGCCGAAUAGAGGAUGAUCGACCCAAAGCAACAGCUGCCAAAACUGCCCCAGAGAAACCAGCGCUCCUCUCAGCUAGACCUAAACAGAAACUAUAACUAAAUGUACAAAUUAUAAAUAUUUAUAAAUAUAUAACUAUAUGGAUAUAUAGGGGACAAACCGUGUGUUUCGCCAACGCCUUCAUCCCAAAAACCACUUGUAUGGGACUGUGUAAAAACAAACAAAUGAUGAAACCUUUGGUACAAUACAUUGGUAGUAAGACCUGUACUUACAGGGUUCAUUCUGAAAAUUGUAAAGGUUGUUGAUCUGCAUUGUCAAUUAUUCAUAAAGUGCCAAUAUAAUUGCACUAGAUGUAAUUGUGACUACCCGACUUCACCCACAAGACGAAGGUCUAAUAAUAGUAAUCAUUUCCAAAGUCACUUGAGUGGCAACCUAUAAAUGAGGGCAGCGGGCUACCGCGGCACUGUUCAGCAAUCCAUGAGAACUUCCAUGGAUAAUGGGGUAGGAAGCAGCAACAUACGGAGAACCUGCAUUGCCUUAUAUACUGCCAUAGCACACAGAAAGGUCUGAGUCACAUGCUAUGCCGAUAUUCACGCAGCCAGUGUUCUCCUGCGCGUGCCUCCUGAGGUUGUACGUAGAGUCGCAGAUGAAAUAAAGACGUACGGUAGCAGGGCAGUGAUUGGAAGGCAACGGCCACUGCUAAAAAGCCACACAGAGCUGCUGUGUGUUAUGAGAGUGUUGCAGACGUGUCCCUGAAAGUGGUGGUGUACACAUAGGAGGCCAUACCCAGGCGGAGAAACUGCACCUGCCAUAAGGCCAGUAGUGUACAUAGAUGCUGAUAUGCAGAUCCACAAAGCAAGCUGGCAUUCUCUACAUAGGGUCUGUGUUGCUUUUUUUGCCAGAAGGUUACAAAGGAGUAAUUAGAUCUGUCUGGCAAUCUAUGGGUACUUUACAAAGUGGCCUCGCCCAUAGUAGGUAGUGCAACACAAUUAGGAAAAAGGAAUUCAUAUAGCUAGGCCAUUAAAACGUUUAUGCUACGGCAGAUGGCAUUACAGUGUAUGAACCUCAGAAUAAUAUCAGCCUUCAAAGCGGCAUACUCAUGUGCUGGAGACAUACUGGUGGGUAAAGGGGUGAGUGUGUGUGGGGGGCCAGCAGAUAAGAGGUUGCCAAGUGUUUAUAUAUUUCUAUUGAGAAUCUGUUUAUUUAUUUGAACUACACAAUCCCACCCCAAGCACAAUAUACAUAGACUGUACCGUCAAUGGUUCAGGAGAAUCCUAAAAUAAUGUUAUUUAAAUAUCUCUUAUAUGUUUCAAGUUUAGAAGCCGCUUUCUGACAACUUGGGCACAGUUCUUAAAUAGCCAAUUAUAUAUAAUUAAAGGUGAUCUCAAUCCCUCUUUUUAUUCACAUGCUCAGAUGACAUCAUCAUUAUAGAAUUACAGUAGGUUAUUUGGUAUGCGGUCAUUAUACCGCUCAUCGGAAUCCCAGCUGUCGCAAUACCGCUGCCAGGAUCCCAACGAGGUAGGUGUUUCCCCCUCUAUGGGUGUCCACCACACCCACAUAUUGGGAAUAGAAGCUGUGGAGAGCCCGCAAGGGGCUUUGUUGCGCUCACCCCCCUGCCGGCAUGCCACUGCUUGGGAUGCUGAUGUUGGUAUACGGAUAUUUGUCAUCCCAAUUGGCGGUAUAACAUACCGAUCCCGGUUAUUCAUUCUACAAUGCUACACUAAACGGUCUAGCACAGUCUGUUACCGUGUCAAGGUGGGGCAGUGACCGUCAGAACUGAGUAAAAGCCACUGAGGGGGGUUGGGGGUAUGAAAACACUAUACGGAAAGGGAACAGCACAAUUAUAAUGUAGACAUGAAGAUUUUUUUUUAUUUUUAUCAAACAGCUUUAGGAUGCUCUUUAUUUCCACCAGAAGGCAGCGGAAGAAAUAGUGACUGGCAAUUAUUUUAUCACCCGCUCACCCACUUCAAUUAAAAUCUGUUAACUUCUUCCUAACUUAUCCAGCUUACAAUUUAAAUGCUCCACAAAUCAAUUUUGGUUGAUACGGCAUUAAAAAGUGAAAGAAAAUACGACCAUAGCUAAUUAAUAAAUAAAUCAAUUUAAUUUACAGGCAGACACUUACACCUGUAUAAACGUUCUAUGGGUGGAAUUCAAAUGUUUGAAAAGUCAGUUGGGAGUCUGUUUUUUUCCUAACAUUUGAAUCUCAUCCAUUAUGUUCUUAUGUGUUAAGGAUGUAUUUUUUAUUUGGUUUAUUACAACACAAUAUGGGCGGUAUUCAAAUGAUAUAUCACGCCCAAUCUCCUUUCUAAAGUGAUCCCAGUUACCACACAUAUUGUGCCCAUAGUAAUGCAUAAAGGGUUGGGUGCCUCACUACCCCAGGGGUGGUGAUCUGAAAUGAUGAUACCAUACCCAUCAGCAGAAACAGAAGGGGGUGGAAAGAAUUGAAUACCGCCCUAUGGGGCACAUGUACUAAGCAGUGAUAAAAGUGGAGAAGUU
This is a messenger RNA of Pseudophryne corroboree (corroboree frog), 4570 nucleotides long. It is a transcript of the gene ERFL, whose product is annotated as ETS repressor factor like. NCBI's taxonomy places the organism in Eukaryota, Metazoa, Chordata, Amphibia, Anura, Myobatrachidae. Gene Ontology annotation, cellular component: nucleus. Gene Ontology annotation, biological process: regulation of transcription by RNA polymerase II; cell differentiation. The transcript is spliced from 6 exons. Gene Ontology annotation, molecular function: sequence-specific DNA binding; DNA-binding transcription factor activity, RNA polymerase II-specific. The record is from RefSeq and is a predicted model, not a curated record. Bases 1018 to 2172 code for a protein of 384 amino acids.